AUGGAUGAUUUAGAUAUCAAGGCACCAAUGCUUGAUGUUGAGCAAAAAGCACAAGUUGAAUCAGAUCAAAAUACUGUUGUUAGUGGAGAUACUGAAAAUCCGGCAUCAGAUGUACUUCCUGAAGAAACAAAAUAUAAAAAAAUACGUCUUUUCGGAUGCUGUCCUGCUGUUCGUUUACUUCCAACUACUAGAGUAUUUUGCAAGUAUUGGGAAGUAGACAUCUGCAUGCCAUUUGUUGUGGUAUUAUUAAUCACUUUCAAUGUUUGUAUUUUUUCAUUUAUUUUAUUGCCAAAGAUGAAAACAGCAGCUUUAAUUAUCAACGCCAUUAUAGUUUAUGGAUUUCUUAUACUUUAUAUGACCUCAUAUUUCAUGGCCAUGUGCUCAGACCCUGGCUAUCUACCAUAUGACUGGAUUCAAACAAAAAAGACGAAAUAUUCACCAGAAGAGCUAUAUCCUGGAAUUGCUCUUCGAAAUGAACAAAUAGCUUACGCAAAUGCUCACAGGUGUCCUUACGCUUCAUUCUCAUCUUCAUCUGGAAUGUUUGUCAUUCGUGGAGAUCAUAUUUGCGGUUGGGUUACAAAUUGGAUUGGAAAAAGGAACCAUAAGCAGUUCCUUUUAUUCUUUAUUUACGGAAGCCUCUAUUGCCUCUUUAGUUUCAUCUCCAAAUUCUUUGUUCCUGCAAUUCUCGGAGGUGAUAUCGGAAUUACCGUAAUUUCUGGAAUUAGUGCAAUUUUAGAGUUCGUAUUUGGCCUAACGCAACUAUACGCAUUUUACGAAAGUAUGAGAGAUGUUGUUUCCGGAGAAACAAUGAUUUCACAGUACAAAAACCUUCCAGCACGAAAUAUAACAUGCAUGGAAGCUAUGUCCGAAGUUUGUGGUAAUCGCGGCUUCAAAUCUUGGAUUUGCCCAACUUAUGCAUUUCCAGAAGAUGAUUUGACUCCUUAUGUUUUAAAUUAG
Messenger RNA from Trichomonas vaginalis G3, 957 nucleotides. RefSeq names its product cysteine S-palmitoyltransferase protein. The transcript has a single exon. NCBI's taxonomy places the organism in Eukaryota, Parabasalia, Trichomonadida, Trichomonadidae. Gene Ontology annotation, molecular function: protein-cysteine S-palmitoyltransferase activity. Gene Ontology annotation, biological process: protein targeting to membrane; peptidyl-L-cysteine S-palmitoylation. Bases 1 to 957 code for a protein of 318 amino acids. Gene Ontology annotation, cellular component: Golgi apparatus; endoplasmic reticulum. The record is from RefSeq and is a predicted model, not a curated record.